UCGCAGAGGGAAGCAGAUCGCAUUGAGGUCUGAGGAUGAUUUUCUCUUAGCCCAAUCGAUUGAGUUUGCCUUCUCCCACUGCAACAUUGAAUAAUUAAUUUAACCACCAUAUUGGUGGCGCAGAAGAAGAGCUCGUUAGAUUGUGGGGGAAUGGGAUCCAAAGUAGUUUCUGAAUAGGAAGAAGAAAACAGGACCUCGACACUUGGCUUCUUCAUCAUCGUCUCAUAGAAUAAAAAAUAAACUUCCACCUCACAGUGGCGCGGCUGCGUUCUUCUUCAUAAAAGAAGGAUUUUUUUUACUCUUCCGCUGGAUCCCAUGGAAAGGGAAGAGCUCGGAAGCAGUGGCAGCGGCUACAGCUGUGCCAAUGGAGCGGCGGCGGCGGCGGCGGUUGCUGCGAUGUCACCGGCGGCCCUUCCGACGCCGCUGACUCCCAAAGUAUGCGAGGCGGCGCCGUACCCGACGACCUUCGUCCAGGCAGACAGCUCCUCGUUCAAGAAGGUGGUCCAGAUGCUCACGGGCUCGGCUGAGACUGCGGCGGCGGCGGCCGGGAAGGGGGCACACCCGGCCCCGGCGGCCAAGGCCACCGGCCCCAAGAAGCCGUCUUUCAAGCUCUACGAGCGGAGGAACAGCCUCAAGAACCUGAAGGUGCUGAGCCCUCUCAUGCCGACGUUUCUGUGCUCCAAUCUCAAUUCCCCCGGCGGCGCCGCUGGAUUCUCUCCCCGGAAGAAGCCGGAGAUCCUGUCGCCCAGCAUGCUGGACUUCCCCUCCUUGGUUCUUAGCCCGGUGACGCCUCUGAUCCCGGAUCCCUUCAACCGGCCGCCGCCGCCACACCCGAGCUCGGACGCUGCUAAGUGGGCGGAGGACAGGGCCAUCGCUGGAAAGGGGUUCUACCUGCACCCGUCGCCCCGGGCCGCGCCCGAUGCGGAGCCGCCACGGUUGCUUCCGUUAUUCCCAGUGGCGUCGCCGAGGACGGUCUCCUCUGAGUUAUCCCUCGCCACACCACACUUCUCUAUCUGAGAAGCACAAUUCCUAGUAGGUCUAAUGUUCAAUUACUGCUCUUCUUCUUUAGCUUCAAUUGUAUGAUUUGGCCUUAAUUUCCAAUCCAUGAUGGAAAUUACCAGCACGAGAAACAAUGACCAUCUCCUCGCCUUUUAACUAA
Molecule: messenger RNA, 1159 nt
Organism: Zingiber officinale
Lineage: Eukaryota; Viridiplantae; Streptophyta; Magnoliopsida; Zingiberales; Zingiberaceae
Product: VQ motif-containing protein 4-like
Exons: 2
Coding region: 316-1017 (233 amino acids)
Source: RefSeq, a predicted model, not a curated record